CCCUUGUCCUCUUUACGCGUCUUCCCAUCCAAACCCGUCUUCCCACAUGCACCACCACCCUACCGAGCCCACAAACCGCGACGCGCCAUGUCCCAGCCUUCACAGUCAUCACCGCCUCCACAGCGCACUCUAAUCUCCCUCAAAACCGCGUUACUCAAGGCGUCCGGUACAUUCGUCGAUGUCGUGGGCGUGGUGGUCGACUUCCUGCCACCGACGACGACGCGGAAUGCAGACUACAUGAUGACCUUCACCGUGCGGGACCAAUCUCUACCUAGCGACUCUCUCGGCGUCAAGGCGCGCCUAUUCUGCAGCAGCGAAUCGCAGCUGCCCGCCAUCACCUCCCCGGGCGACAUACUGCUGCUCCACAACAUGAAGACGUCCAUGUUCCGCGGCGAAGCCCUUCUCGUCAACGACAAGGCCACGUUCGCGUGCGUGCUGGCACGCCGCCCCCCUUCCGCAAAUAUUGGGCUGCCGCCGAUACACUACCCUCCGUCGGCGAAGUUCCCCAUCGCGCCGGAGCACGGUAAGGUGAUGGCGAGGCUCCGUACCUGGUGGUCGAAGGAGGGUCCGAGCGACGGUGCUGCGGUCGGCAGCGAGCAGGUGACGCAGGUCGUGGCUGCGUCGGUGUAUAAGCCCCGGGACAGGUUCAAGCUCGUCAAAGAUAUGAUGGCGCCGCGAGCGCUGCGGAACGGACGGCCGAUCGGGAAUUACUUUGACAUGGUCGGCAAGGUGGUCAAGACGUUCAACGGCAGCUAUGCGUUCGAGCUGUACAUCACCGACUACACGGAGAACGAGUAUCUGUACAACUACGAGCGCGACCCGGACGACGACGGGCAGCGGCUCGCAAAGUGGAGGGGCCCGUGGGGGAGGUAUACGCUGCAGAUCUCGCUGUGGGAUAUCAACAAGAACAUGGCGCCGGAUCUGAUACGGGAGGGCGGGUAUUUGUUCGUCAGGAACUUAUGUCUCAAGUUCGACGUCCCGAUGAAACGCUUCGAGGCCUCGUUGAACCAGGAUAUGCAGUACCCGGACCGACCGGAUUUCGUGGUCAUCACUAAUAUGGAUGAUCCACGGGUCCGGGCAAUCCAGCAGAGGGAAAAGGAGUAUCUGCGGCGCCAUGAUAUCGAAGAGGAGCGGCGGGCGGAAAGCACGCAGCGAGAAGCGGCGGAAAAACGCAAGGUGGAGGAAGAGGCCACACAGAAGGAACUAGAGCGACUGAAGGAACAUCAGCGGGCGAAAGGGGAUAACGAAAACGUGCAGAUCGUGAGAUCUGAGUGGCCAGUUACGCUGAUCGGCGACAUUUUGGAGAUGGACCUAGGCGACCGCUUCUACAUGAACCUGAAAUACCACAUCGUGUGCAAGGUUAUCGAGUUCAAGCCAGACAACCUAGCGGACUUCACCAAAUUCGAGGUUCCGGAGGGGUUUUCGAAGAAACGGUGGAGGUGGCGGUUCGCGUUGCUGGUGGAGGGGAGAGACGGCAACGUCAUGAGACUCAUCGUCAUGGACGAAGAUGCCGAGUACCUCUUGAAAAUGGAGCCAACCAAUCUGCGGACGUAUCCCGAAAAGCUGGAUGAGCUUCGCGAGAGGCUGACAUAUCUCUGGGGCAAUCUCGAGAAAAGACAGGCCGGCGAGCUGAUAGAGCCUGCGCCGGCAGUGCCGCCUGCCGCCCCCACACCGGAUAUCGAGGAGGAGGAGGAGCAGCAGCAGAACAGAAAGAAGAGGAAGAGGAGCAAAAAGAAGAAGAAGGCGGCGGCCAUUGUCGAGUCGAACAAGAGGACAAAGACGGAGCACGACAGCGCGGAACCGCAGAUGCCGCAGCUGCGUCCGGAAGACGAGGAAGCAAAGUUCUUUGACGCCUGCGCCAAGGAAUACGGACACGAGGCGGCAGAUGGCACGAAGCACAGGAUGUGGAGGAUCUUUGAGACUGCUAUCAGGACUGAAAGGGACAGUGAGUGAGUGAUGAGGCUGUUCGUCUCAGUCGUUUUGGUGUUGGCGUUUGCUUUAUCCCCCGGGGGCGUUCGUUCAUCAUGGGUUUUACAUAGCUCGUGUAGAGUUUGUCUGGCGUCUCCUUCGUAUGCAGAUAUCUUGUGAUUGAGUCUUCAGAGG
Tricharina praecox is the source of this 2103-nucleotide messenger RNA. RefSeq lists its product as uncharacterized. Gene Ontology annotation, cellular component: chromosome, telomeric region; nuclear telomere cap complex. NCBI's taxonomy places the organism in Eukaryota, Fungi, Ascomycota, Pezizomycetes, Pezizales, Pyronemataceae. The transcript is spliced from 3 exons. Bases 88 to 1953 code for a protein of 621 amino acids. Gene Ontology annotation, biological process: regulation of telomere maintenance via telomerase; telomere capping. Gene Ontology annotation, molecular function: telomerase inhibitor activity; G-rich strand telomeric DNA binding. The record is from RefSeq and is a predicted model, not a curated record.